Messenger RNA from Sclerotinia sclerotiorum 1980 UF-70, 840 nucleotides. RefSeq lists its product as hypothetical. The coding region runs from base 1 to 840 and encodes 279 amino acids. The transcript has a single exon. The record is from RefSeq and is a predicted model, not a curated record. NCBI's taxonomy places the organism in Eukaryota, Fungi, Ascomycota, Leotiomycetes, Helotiales, Sclerotiniaceae.
AUGUCACACCCACCUAUUGCACUUCCGCCCGCUCUUCCUUCUGAACUCUUGACUUGGAUUUUAAAUCAUAGUGCUUAUCCCACCACUAUCUUGAUCUGUAAAUCUCGCGCGGCAUUCGUCUCCUCCCUCCUGGCAGACAUCACCUCGAACACCUCAUUACCACCAGCAUCCUCCAACGACAUACCUUCCUCUCCUCCAUACCCAAUUCGCACCACUGCUCCAGGUGAAACACCCGCUCAUUCGCUCCUCGUCAAAACACUCCAUCAAAUCUCCAUCUCCCGCCAUAUUUCCUUGCUUUAUGUCCCUACGACCUCUCAUCUGCGCGCCUACCUCUCCGUCCUCUCCCCGGAGACACCAUCGAAGGUUGAAGCCCCGCCGGAUCAAAAAUGGGAUAAACUGGGUACGAAAAGGGUUAUGAUUGUUGUGUAUGGGUUAGUAGAGCUACAUAGGGAUACGAGCGAAUGGAGUGCCCAGGGGUUAAAUAGGAGUUUGGCGGGCCUUGUGGACAUGGGUGGAAGGCAUAAGAGAGCUGUUGUGUGUGUAGAGGAGAGGGCCAAUGAAACGAGGAGAAGUGCCGAGUCGAACUUGUAUGGUGAAGGCGAUGGUGAUUUUGAAGGUACAAAUAAUGACGGGGACGGAAUGGGAUCGGAUGAAAACAGGCGACGAGAUGAAAGAACCUGGAAGGGAUGGGAUGAGAAGGUUCCCAUGCUCAAUGGAAGUGUGAGGCGUGCUGGGUUGGAGAGUGAAGAUAGCGGUUGGAGUGGGAGAACUGUAGAGGUUGGGCGGAUAUUCGCGAGAUGGUUUGAUUUCCGUAAAGCAGAGUGGGAUCAUAGCACAUAA